UGCUGCCCCGAACCACCACGAGUGAAGUCAAACUCACUAUUUGGCCCUCGCUCUCUCACCGUAAUUCUUGACAGAGCCCACCGGGAUUUGCACUCGCAAUGCACACCUGCUUGCAGAUUUCGGAGAUUUUGAAAAUCAUUUUUGCAGAAGUGACACAGGUCACAGAUGGCGGCGUACAACCAUCAUAUACCACUCUGUACCACCUGGCGUUGACGUGUCAAGCUUUCCGAGAGCCGGCGCUGGACGCCCUAUGGGCGCAUAUACCAACGCCGGAUGUGCUUGUCAUGUGCUUGCCUCAGGACGCUCGUUCUCAACCCAUACUAGAAUUGACCUUGGAGAGUUUCGACCAGUUCGAAUGCACGCAUUCCGGGAUCGCCGCAGCAUUCAGGGUGAGGCUUCUCAGACCCUUGACCACUGAUGAUUGGGCUACCUUUCAAAUGUAUGCACGUCGCGUGCGCUCGCUCACUUUCGCAAAAUAUGAUGCUGAGUCCUACGCCCUGAUGAGAGAUCGCGGGCUGCACGAUAGCGCUGCGCUUGCUCUCCUAGGUUCUUCUGCUUCGUUGCCCCUGCCGUUUCCUCUGCUCCGCGAGCUGUGCUGGAACGACCAGCGCGACGUGCUUCUGCCUUGCCUCCAGCGAUGCAUUUCCAACUCCCUCACUCGAUUAGUCAUUCAUUCGGAGCUUUGGCCAUCAGCAAUGGUCGAUCUCGUCGCAGGCUUGGGAAAGACUUGUCCUAUGAUCAAAGAAUUUCGUUGUUCGAUGCCGCCCGCUAGUGCAUGUGCCAUGCUUUCUGAUAUCGUCACCUACUGGGAUGAUCUGGAGAUCUUAGAGAUGGGAGUAGUGAAUGCGCAGGCAUUGCAGCAUCUUGCGUCCCUGAAGAAGCUGAGAGAGUUGAAGAUGCUCGUGCCAGAAGGUCACAGCCUGGACGUAGACUCGACAUCGACGUUCAGCGUCAAGUUUUCGUUGGACGAGUUCAGUAUAACUGCUGCAAGGAUCGAGCCGCUUCUCGCUUUUUUGGCGCCUUUGAAAAUUUCUGCGAAAAGCGCGAAUCUGCAAAUCGACACAGCUUCAAAUGCGGAUGAUCUCGGCCAACUACUUUCCUCCCUCAUAGAGCACUUCGAUCCCAACGUUUUAGAAUCAUUGGAUGUUUGGAUGGCCCGCCCCACUGACCCCACCAAUCACGCCCUUUCCGAACUGAGUGCUUCCGCCUUUGAAAAGAUUCGGGCCUUUACAGGGCUCACCAAUCUUAAUCUCAGUUCAAUCCAUGCCUCUAUGACCGACCAUAAACUUCUAGACCUCAUUUCGGCUUGGCCGAAAAUGGAACAUUUUUACCUUGACACGGCCUGGGAUUGGGGGGUGGCCCGCUUGAGGGGGUCGACCUAGACACAUCGCACCCUAACGACUCACCUGUCUGCGUUGAUCACCAAUACACUGGCAUCGCCAGGGAUAAAGUCACUGAACUAAACGUUGGGUCUGCGGAAUGCAACGACGUCGAGGCCAUUGGCAGCCUGCUAGCUGAAAUGUGUCCCAACUUGAUUUCCAUCGGUCGCGCGUGUCCCGUAGAUCUCAAUUACGAAGAUCCUUCCGCAAAUAACGAAUGGUUUGACGGGGAAGCAAAAUGGGAAGAGGUUAAAGGGUUCAUCGCUCAGAGGAGAAGUGGGCAGCUAGAGCAGAACAAUAUGUAGGAUUAUUACCCUAACGGUGUCUGAUGUAAAGAAUUGAUGCUGUUCACACGAACAGGUUGUAAAAGCGACUGC
This is a messenger RNA of Suillus plorans, 1756 nucleotides long. RefSeq lists its product as uncharacterized. Lineage: Eukaryota; Fungi; Basidiomycota; Agaricomycetes; Boletales; Suillaceae. The record is from RefSeq and is a predicted model, not a curated record. The transcript is spliced from 5 exons. Bases 99 to 1382 code for a protein of 427 amino acids.